Molecule: messenger RNA, 1226 nt
Organism: Hypomesus transpacificus
Lineage: Eukaryota; Metazoa; Chordata; Actinopteri; Osmeriformes; Osmeridae
Gene: ppifa
Product: peptidylprolyl isomerase Fa
Exons: 6
Coding region: 130-702 (190 amino acids)
Biological process (GO): protein folding; protein peptidyl-prolyl isomerization
Molecular function (GO): peptidyl-prolyl cis-trans isomerase activity
Source: RefSeq, a predicted model, not a curated record
UUUCCUCCACUAUUUUGGAUCCACCAUGGGGCCGUAUGGUGGUCGACUACUCGUCGUCUGACGCCAAAUGUAAAUACAACAACCCCAUGUCUGCCUGGCCUAGCUGCAAAUCUUGACGUUUCUGCAACCAUGUUGCAAAUGAGAAAUCGGAUAAAAUACUGCUCCUUGGCUUUAGCCGCGGCCAGGCUGUUCUCGUCUGGACCAGUCAAGAACCCAGUUGUAUUCAUGGACAUAGCAGCUGACAAUGUACCAAUGGGAAGAAUCAUCAUAGAGUUGAUUGCAGAUGUCGUUCCAAAAACGGCAGAGAAUUUCCGAGCGUUGUGCACAGGGGAGUAUGGAUUUGGAUUCAAAGGAUCAGUGUUUCAUAGAGUGAUCCCUGAGUUCAUGUGCCAGGGAGGAGACUUCACCAACCACAAUGGGACAGGGGGCAAAUCCAUAUAUGGUGCCAAGUUUAGAGAUGAGAACUUCAAAUUAAAGCACACAGGGCCAGGUAUCUUGUCAAUGGCCAAUUCAGGGCCAAACACCAACGGGUCCCAGUUUUUCAUCUGCACUGCUAAAACUGAAUGGCUGAAUGGCAAGCAUGUCGUCUUUGGCCAGGUGAAGGAGGGCAUGGAAAUAGUCUUCAAGAUGGAGUCCUUUGGAUGCCAUGAUGGUGGUGUGAUCAAAAAGAUUGUCAUCACAGACUGCGGGGAGAUCAAGUAACACACAUACAUACACACACACAUACACACACAUAAACACUUUUUCAAACGCACAAAAAAGAAACAUGCACUGCAUAAUAGGAUCGUGGAGUCUCUUUAAGUUCUUUGGAUGCAACAUUUUUCUUUGUUUUUCAUGAAUGUGUAAUUAGCAAAUAUCCUUUAUUCUGAAGAAGCAAAUCCAAUAUUGUCUUGACCUAUUUUGACGAUGUUUAUUUUGUUCUUGGUGCAAACCCUGAUGAUUAUCAUAACUUCAUGUUCAAAGUCUUUAUUAUUCAUACAUGCAAGUUGUUGGAGGGAGGAGUUUGUCAUUUAUGCUUUUAAUUAUUGCUUUUAGUUAAGUGUAAGAAGACCAGUAGGAUUUGAAACUGAAUUGAAAGCUUUUAGUGCCAGAUGUCACUGCCAUAAUACUGUAAAUAGAUGUACUAAGUAACUAAUGAUACUGACAUGGGACCCCCUGACACUGACAAAUAAUGUUUAUGUUGUAUACCUGCAUUUACUGCCAAAUAAUUAAUACUUUUAUCUGAU